AGUAUGCGCCAUGACGGACGACAGACCGCACGUUCUACCACGCGCCAAGGGACGCUCGGCGUCGAUAUGCGCCGCGAGCCACGCUUGCAGCCUGGAAGCGAUUCCUCCCUCUGGGGCUUCCCCGGAAGCUGGCCGCAGAAGAAGACCCGCCGCGAGGUCGCAGAGUGCCAGGAUGACCAACCGCAGGUCCGUGAAGCAUCGCGCGGUCGUGACUUCUUCAAACAACGGUGUCAAGAGCCAGAGUAACAGUGAACCCAAGUUGACCGACCAGGAGACUACUCCGGAUGUCUCUCCCCACGUCAGGAGGAAGGGGUCACAGAGACGGGGCACUUCUGUUUACCAGAGGAAGUCCACCGCGUUCUUGGACGUGCCGGAGACUCGCGCCAGAAGCAACAGCAACACGGAAGAAGAGGACGAGGAUUCGUACAGGCUCAGAUCUUUCAGUUUCACGUCCAAAG
Molecule: messenger RNA, 458 nt
Organism: Leptinotarsa decemlineata (Colorado potato beetle)
Lineage: Eukaryota; Metazoa; Arthropoda; Insecta; Coleoptera; Chrysomelidae
Gene: Rgk3
Product: Rad, Gem/Kir family member 3
Cellular component (GO): plasma membrane
Molecular function (GO): GTPase activity; GTP binding; calcium channel regulator activity
Source: RefSeq, a predicted model, not a curated record